GGCCUCCUUCCUGUCGAUGAAUGCAUCGACUGUUUCUUCCGGUUGCUUCUCCGAGUCUACCAAAGACUCAAUGCUGCUCAUGCGUGCGUGUUCUGUUGCCUCGGUGCAACGCUUAUGGAGUUUCUUCAUCUUUGCCAUAAACGUGCGGCUUUCACCUGGGUUAGUGGUCGUAACAGCUUGCAGCUGUUUACCUUUGACGGCACCUGGAAGACCCAUUGCGAGUCUGCGUAAGGUGUUGCUUUCGUUUAAGCUCCACUCUACUUCUGUACCGGCCAGAUCCUGCUGGAUCUUGGUCGAAAGGGUGUCCGGACCGUGGGCGUCCGCCACCGUUAACACAUGCUCCAACCAAGCAUGCCAUUCUUCCUUCUGCGUAAUCUCGGGCAGAACAAUUGGCCUAGGGGGCGCCAUUGUUUCGGUACUUGGUGGGGCUGGCGGCUCUCCUCCACCUGUUUCGUCUCCUGCCAUUCUUCAGACUGUUGAACGAAUGCGAAAAUUUUAG
Messenger RNA from Amoebophrya sp. A25, 499 nucleotides. Lineage: Eukaryota; Dinophyceae; Syndiniales; Amoebophryaceae. The record is from the annotation of a GenBank genome assembly.